GGGGAAGCCUAGUUGCGCCGCAAACCCGCUGCCGCUGAGCUUUCCAAGACAUGGCGCUGAGGCUGCAGCGGCGGGGGUUCCAGCUCUGCGCCCGGCUGCCCGACUUCUUCCUGAUGCUGCUUUUCAAGGGCUGCUUGAUAGGAGCUGUGAAUCUCAAAUCCAGCAACCGAAACCCCGUGGUACCAGAAUUUGAAAGUGUGGAGCUGUCUUGUAUCAUUACAGAUUCACAGACACAUAACCCCAGGAUCGAAUGGAAGAAAAUUCAAGAUGCCCAAACCACAUACGUGUUUUUUGACAACAAAAUUCAGGGUGAUUUGGCAGGUCGUGCAGAACUAUUUGGGCAAACCUCUCUGAAGAUCUGGAAUGUGACCCGAACAGACUCAGCUCUUUACCGCUGUGAGGUGGUGGCUCGAAAUGACCGCAAAGAGAUGGAUGAGAUUGUCAUUGAAUUAACUGUGCAAGUGAAGCCAGUACCUCCGGUGUGCAGAGUACCAAAGGCUGUGCCUGUAGGCAAGGCGGCCACACUGUACUGCCAGGAGCGGGAGGGCCACCCCCCACCACAUUACAGCUGGUACCGCAAUGACUUGCCCUUGCCGAAAGAUUCCAGGACCAACCCCAGAUUUAAAAACUCCUCUUUUCUCAUGAGCUCUGAAACAGGCACUCUGGAUUUCAGUGCUGUUCACAAGGAGGACUCCGGCCGGUAUUAUUGCAUCGCUUCCAACGACGCAGGCUCAGCCAAGUGUGAGGAGCAGGAGAUGGAAGUCUAUGACCUGAACAUCGGUGGGAUUAUUGGCGGGGUUCUGGUUGUCCUUGCUGUCCUGACCCUGAUAACCGUGGGCAUCUGCUGUGCAUAUAGACGUGGGUACUUCAUCAACAACAAACAGAGCGAGGAAAGUUACAAGAAUCCGGGGAAGCCAGAUGGAGUUAACUAUAUCAGGACAGAUGAGGAGGGCGACUUCAGGCACAAGUCAUCAUUCGUGAUCUGAAGCCGGCAGUGUGGCCGGGCACACACGCCACCUCCGCUGGAAACGCCUGCACGGAGCAGCUCGGAGUGCAGUGCCCUUGGACAGCGCUGGACACUCGUGCAAAAGCUUUUUGUUUUGGCCAAAGUUGACUGCUACUCCUUUCUUACUUUUUAACAAGCCACAUAAAUAAAGAAUUUUCCUCGAGGGGCUCUGUGGCCCAUGGAGGGUCCUGCUCCAUUUCUCGUUAAAGGCUUUGUCGGUCAGUGUUGUGGUGUCCAUUUUGGAGAAUCUUCCUGGGUCAGCAUUUUACAGACCAACCCAAACCAGAAAAGCAAAUUGCUUGUUGGAAGCAGGGCCUCCCUACCUGUAGGAGCCCUGCUCGCCCACGGAGGUGUCAGUGUUGGAGGAGAGCCUCCACCUGAGCCUCAGUGUGAAAUGGUACUCAAGGAACGUUCUGCUUUUCUAUGAGUGUUUCUUUUACAGAAUUUUAUAUUCUAAAUUUUUGCUAAACAUGUAUUUUGGUUAUUGAAAAGAAAAUUUCUAUUUAAACUGUAAAUAUGUUGUCAGUGUUAGAUAACCUAUUUUUUUUAAGAAAACAUACAACCUUUGGUAGUAGUGCCAAGCUACUCGAGUUAAAUUGGAAAAUGUCAGCAUUAAGAGUAUCUUCACCCAAGGACUCCUCUCGAGGAGGCUUACCGGAACAUUCCUUUUCCCACACGUGCUUUGGCAGUUUUCAGAAGAGAACUUGCGCCAUCUAUACAGCAGACCAUUGUUGCUUAGGCAACCUUUAAAAAUUCCGAUUAAGUAAUGUCAGAAUGUUUGCCAUCUCUCUCAAAAAACACACGGAGCUCUCAGCCACAACCUGUGCAAACCGUUAGCCAGCUCCCAGGUUGAGGCAUCUGCCGCCUGCAUGGGUGUUGGCUACUAACUCCUGAGGCUGGCUAGCCAGCCUGCCCCUCCACCUCUGACGCCCUGGCCUUGGCUCCAUGCUCGGGUUGGCUUUAAUGUCCUGUUCGUGUCCCACAGGCACUUGGCUCAGCCCAGGACAGUUCCAACCUGUCACUUCAGGAAAGGUGGAUCCUCUCCCUGUGGCAUCCCAGCCUUGGGAUUCCCUGGGCUGAGCCCUUUUUGGUUGUGGGUGGCUCAUGAAACAGAAGCCACUGCUGUUUGGCUUUUUUAAUUCACUUAACUUAUUUGUGUAGUUCAUAAGACUGUCCGGGGCCAAAGGCAGUUUUGAAUCAAAUCUGUCAACUAUAAUAUUUUUUAAAGAAAAUGAAUUCCUCUUGACGAAGGAAGAAAGCCCCAAGGCACCGCAGGCUCUGUCUCACCUCGCAGUGCAGUGUGGUGGCCCCGCCCCAGCUGGCCUGGUAGGCUGUCGGUAGGGCGCUGGGCCAGAGCCCAGGGCGAGGAGGGUGAAGAGCCCCAAAGGCAGCUUUCUAGCUCCGCCCACAACACUGCAUGCUUUGUGGGGGACGUCAGAGACAGAAGCCUUUGUUCUUCAAGAGCAGAUGUUCUUAGCCUCAGAUAUGAUGCUGUGUUAACUCAUAAUGUGAUUUGAAGCAAGGAGCUUGUCAGAGGAAUGCCUUGGGUUCCAUUGUGUGCUUAGAGAAUAGUUUUUAUAUAAGAACAUAGGCAUCUUGGAAUUAAACUUGCAUUGUCUUAAUUUUUUGUACUUUGAGGUUUUUACAACUUGAGACUUGAGACCUACACUGACUUAGAGUCUAAGCUGUGUGAAGUAUUUGUUGUGGGAUGGUGGGCAGCAGCCGAGGCAACUCUUCGCACCUUCAGUGGUGCCCACCGUCCUUUGCAUUUGUGUCUGGAAUGCUUACCAUAGGGCUCUCCCUUCAUCUUCACCUCUUCUUGGCGGAAAGGGAUAGCUGCCCCUUUUCCUAAUCUGAGGGGAUCUUGGUUGGCACAGUGAUAGGGUGGCCUUUUUGCCCCCUUCUUAUGCCCUAAAACCUCAGGCCCUAGUGCCCUGUGGCCUGGGUCUGAUGGGAGAGUCAUGGAAUGUGGAGUCCGGGAAGUGGCUGCCUUUACUGUAAAAAUCAGGACAGCAAAGGAACGUUCGUGUGUUUCCAAAUGUGAUGUGACUAAGACUCCAGGCCUGUGCGAGGCUAUGGUGGCCUUUGGUGUGGCUCCUGUGUACAUAGAUGCGGCAGCCUUGUACUAACACACCUGUAAGUUGAUGUUUGUUAAACCUCACUUAUAAAAGGUUUUUAAAAAAAUCGACA
Phyllostomus hastatus (greater spear-nosed bat) is the source of this 3196-nucleotide messenger RNA. RefSeq names its product junctional adhesion molecule 3 (gene JAM3). The record is from RefSeq and is a predicted model, not a curated record. Gene Ontology annotation, molecular function: protein heterodimerization activity; protein homodimerization activity. Gene Ontology annotation, biological process: angiogenesis; cell adhesion. NCBI's taxonomy places the organism in Eukaryota, Metazoa, Chordata, Mammalia, Chiroptera, Phyllostomidae. The transcript is spliced from 9 exons. Bases 51 to 986 code for a protein of 311 amino acids.